Molecule: messenger RNA, 7999 nt
Organism: Nothoprocta perdicaria
Lineage: Eukaryota; Metazoa; Chordata; Aves; Tinamiformes; Tinamidae
Gene: PLXNB1
Product: plexin B1
Exons: 37
Coding region: 48-6653 (2201 amino acids)
Biological process (GO): regulation of GTPase activity; semaphorin-plexin signaling pathway involved in axon guidance; regulation of cell migration
Cellular component (GO): semaphorin receptor complex
Molecular function (GO): protein binding; semaphorin receptor activity
Source: RefSeq, a predicted model, not a curated record
UGCCAUCACCCUGCAGAGAGGCCUCUCUGCACCUCAGAGUGUUUACCAUGCCUCUAGGAACAUCCUUCCUUCCUGUUCUUUGUUUCUUGGGAGCAGCCAUUCCAAGGGGACUGCAAUAUGUCACGUUCUCACGCAACACUACAAAAUUCCUCCACUUGUCAAUGGACUUGGAGUCUGGGACCAUUUACCUGGGGGCCACCAACUUUCUUUUUCAGUUGACAUCUGACCUGCUGCUGGAGAACGUGGUUCAGACGGGGCCGGUUCUGGACAGUAAGGAUUGCCUCCCUCCGGUCUCCAAGCUGGAGUGUCCUCAGGCGCACUACACCGACAAUCACAACAAGCUGCUGCUGGUGGACGCGGCGCAUGAGGAGCUCAUCGUGUGCGGCAGCGUGCACCAGGGCAUCUGCGAGAAGAGGAGCCUCACCUCCAUCGACCACGUUCUCUUCCGACCAGAAAGCCCUGGUGACACCCAGUACGUUGCUGCCAACGAUCCCAAUAUCACCACCGUGGGACUUGUGGCUUACUCGAAGGACGAGGUCCCUCUGCUCUUUGUGGGACGAGGGUACACUAGCCGAGGGGUUGGAGGGGGGAUCCCUCCCAUCACCACCCGAAAUCUCAGGGCCCUCGGGGGGGAUAUUCAAGGCACCGACUCGCACUCCAUCUUCUCCUAUGAAGAAACAGCAAAGCUGGCCGUGGGCCGGCUCUCCGAGUACAACCACCACUUCAUUAAGUCCUUCACCUACCGCUCGAGCGUCUACUUCCUCUUCUACCGUCGGGACCUCAAGUCGCAGUCGCGGGAGUACAAGACCUACAUCUCGCGCAUCUGCCUCGAUGACUCGCACUAUUACUCCUACGUGGAGCUGCCGCUGCUCUGCCAGAGCGAAGCCAACACGUACAGCCUGCUGCAGGCCGCCUACGUCACCCGGCCGGGCGAAGGCCUGGCCCGAGGGCACUUUGGCACCGAGGGAGAGGUGCUCUUCACUGCCUUCUCUGCCUGGCAGGCUUCGUCCGGCAAGCUGAGCGAGGAGUCCGCGCUCUGCGUCUACGCCAUGGAGGAGGUGGAUCGCCUCACCAACUGGACUAGGGAUGUUUGCUACAUGAGAGAUGGGAGGUCAGAAGACGGGACGGAGGUGGCUUAUAUUGAAUACGAUGUCAGCUCCAACUGUGUCCAGCUGCCAGCGGACACCCUGUACGCCUACCCCUGCGGCUCUGACCACACUCCCAGCCCCAUGGCCAGCCGGAUACCUUUGGAAGCAGCUCCGCUCCUGGAGAAGACAGGAGCCCGCCUGACAGCUGUGGCGGUGAAUGUGGAAGAUGGCCACACCAUUGCUUUUCUGGGAGACAGCAAAGGGAGACUGCACAAGGCAUACUUGGGAGCCAUGGGAGAUACUAGGAUAUACGCUUCUUUAGCCAUCCAGGUGAACAGCAUGGUGAGUGCAGACCUGCUAUUCGACCAGUUGCAGCAGCACCUCUUCGUCAUGACCCAGUCAAUGGUGGUGAAGGUUCCCAUCUUGGAGUGUUCCCUGUACUCGGACUGUGAAUCCUGCCUGAAACUGCAAGAUCCUUACUGUGGCUGGUGUGUCCUUCAGGGCCGGUGCAGCCGUCGCUCUGAAUGCCUGCGAUCCAGACUCAGUGAGCAGUGGCUCUGGAGCUUUAACUCUACACAGCAGUGCCUGUCCAUCCAAUCACUAACUCCAGCCAAUAUCAGCAGAGAGGAAAAGAGAAAUAUCUUCCUGGCUAUCUCGGAUUUGCCGUCUCUGCAUGAGGAAGAAUUUUACUCGUGCUAUUUUGAAGAUUAUGAAAGCCCAGCAGUCCUGACGGAGUCGGGAAUCAUGUGCCCCUCGCCAGAUCCCAGCCAAGCACCAACUUUGCCAACUGGAGCAGAUCAUGUCACCAUAAAGCUUGUAGUGCGUUUCCAUGACAUCUUCAUUGCCUCUGUGGACUUCUCUUUCUAUGACUGUGCUGCUGUUGCCCUGCUAUGGAAAUCAGCACCGUGCCAGAAGUGUGUGAGCAGUCCCUGGAGAUGUAACUGGUGCAUCCAGCAGCACCUCUGCACACACAAAGCAGCCUGUGAGGAAGGAACAAUUAUUUUCAAUGAAAGGGCACAGCUUCCAACCCCAAGUCUGUUUCUGUCUUCGGCAGCUCCCCCCAGCAAGUCCUCUACGGUAGCACCAACGGCAGCCACCAAAGCCGUCACCCCCGCCGUGCGCGUGGCGCUGAGCACUGUGCCCCCCACAGAACCUGUCCCUGUCACACCCUCGGCAGUCUCGGACACGACGACGGAGCCCGCAGGUUCCCCCAGCUACACGUACUCGACUCCCUCAUCUGAAGCUGCCUCUCUCCAGGCCUCCACAGAGUCCCCCCUGCCGCCACCAGCGGACAACCCUGCUGUCACGGAGCCGGACACGACUUCCCUUGCUGCAUCUGUCCUCCCCAGCCCAUCACAGCCCGUGGGUGACACAGACCUGCCGAUCUUGGACACCAGAGCCACUGCCCGGGAGCCCUGGCCCACCAACCCACCCACCACCAUGGUGGCCAGUCCGUCUGUGGCAGGAGUAACAUCAUCUUCUCACGUCAGCAGUUUCACUUGGCCUCCCAGUUCUGUUCCUACUACUGAGGCAUUGACAUCUGCCACGUCAUCUCCCCAAGCCCACAGCCAUCAGCCGGAGGUGCCUGUUGCCUCUGAUGACUCUUCCAGAGAGAUGGAAACUAAACUACUUGCCUCAGACCUCCCGCCAUCAACUCCCUCAGACUGGCUGCUAAGGGAAGGCACGGAGCUCCAGGACACGGAGGACUGGAUGGAUUUGCUGCAGGCAGAGAAUGACACAUCUCCCUUCUCUGCUUCUACACUUCUGUCGGGCGAUGGGGAUUCCUCAGAAAGGGACGCCCCUGACUUUCCCAGGAUCCUCCAUCCUGACCUUGACUAUCAGUAUGAUGCCCCUGGGUUUUGGGAGGAGAAUGAAGAGCUUAGCUGGGGUCCUGAUGCGUGUCCCUGUGUGCAGAGGAUCCAGGGAUCUUCACUGUUUCCAGUCAAUGUGGCGAGGAAGAUAACUCUUCUGGGAAAGAACUUCCACCUCUAUCAGGACCAGCAGUGGGACUAUGAGUGUGUCCUGGACUUGGAGGGGAGGACGGUGGUGAUGGAUGCUUAUGUGGAAGGGGAAGAAACCAACCAGUCCCUCUGUUAUAUCACCUGUCAGCUGCACCAGUACAGCUACACGGCACCUCAGCUGGAAUUCAAUGCUGUGGUGUUUGUGCAGAGGCGGCGACACCUUCGAGUGGACAGUGCUGCAGAUCUUCACGUGACUUUCUACAACUGCUCUGUGGGCCACACGGAUUGUAGCCGCUGCCAGACGGCUGACUCCAAGUACAACUGUGUGUGGUGUGGAGGCGAAAACCCCAGCUGUAUCUUCAGGGAUUCCUGCAAGGAAGAGAUAGAGGACCUGUGUCCAGCACCUCUCAUUCACUCUGUAUCCCCCCUGUCUGGACCAGUGGAAGGUGGCACUAGAAUCACCAUCACUGGCUCAAACCUCGGGCAGAAACAUCAAGACAUUGCAGAAACUGUCACUGUGGCAGGAAUUCCCUGUGCCGUAGAUGCUCAAGAGUAUGAGAUCUCUAGCAGUAUCGUGUGUGUCACUGGCGGGAGCUGGACGGAGCGAUUUGGGCACGUUGUGGUGGAAGUGCCUGGAGGAGGACGUGGAGUUUCUGGGCAUAUUUUCACCUACCAGAACCCGGAGCUGAAAUCCAUAGUUCCGACUCAGGGCCCUAAAGCGGGAGGAACCUGCCUUACUCUUCUGGGCUCCAAGCUGCUCACGGGGCAUCCCAGCGAGAUCAGCAUCCUGCUUGGAGACCUGCCCUGCAACAUCCUUUCUGAAAUGAGAGAGGAUCAGCUGGCAUGUCAGACGAGUCCCAGCAACGUGUCUGCAGAACUCCCCGUCACCAUCAAAUAUGGGGAUCAGGAGCGGAGACUGGAAGGAUCCCUCUUCAGAUAUACCCUGGAUCCCAACAUCACUUUCGCAGAGCCCCCUAAAAGCUUCCUCAGCGGAGGGAGAGUGCUCAGAGUUCAUGGAUACAACCUGGAUGUUGUGCAGAAACCGAAGAUUCGCGUUACGGUUUCUCCGUCCGAACGGCGGCGCCGGGGGCUGGGACGGUGGCGCCGAAUUAUCCCGGACACGGAGUGCCCUGAGGGCGCUCUGUGCAGCAUCCAGCAGUUUGAAGAACCGUGUCUCAUUAACUCCUCCUACCUUAUCCUGUGCAAAACGCCAGCCAUUAACUUGCUGCUGCAGAGUGUCCACGUCAAACUGGAGUUUAUUCUGGAUAAUCUGAGCUUUGAUUUCAACUCGCUCCAUCCCAUGCCCUUCUCUUACGAAGUCAACCCCAUCCUAAAACCUUUGAACUCUGAAGACCCUGCCAAACCGUAUCGCCACAAGCCUGGAAGCGUCAUCUCUGUGGAGGGAGAAAAUCUAGAUCUGGCCAUUUCCAAGGAUGAAGUUAUGGCCAUGAUUGGGGAAGGAAUCUGUGUGGUGAAGACACUGACAAGGAAUCAUCUGUACUGUGAACCCCCCUCUGAGCAGCCAGCUCCACGGCACCGCACCAAGCGAGAGGGCACCGACCUGCUCCCGGAAUUCACGGUGCAGAUGGGGAACUUGAACUUCCUCCUGGGCAGAGUGCAGUAUGACACAGAAAGCCAGCUCACCUUCCCGCUGGAGGCGCAGAUCGGCCUGGGGGUCGGCGCAUCAUUUGUGGCACUGAUUGUUCUGGUCAUUGUCUUCAUCUACAGGAGGAAGAGUAAACAGGCUCUAAGGGAUUACAAGAAAGUUCAAAUUCAGCUGGAAAAUCUAGAAACAAGCGUUCGGGACAGAUGCAAAAAGGAGUUCACAGACCUGAUGACUGAGAUGAUGGACCUCACAAGUGACCUCGUGGGCACAGGAAUCCCCUUCCUCGAUUACAAGUCCUAUGCAGAGCGCAUUUUCUUCCCGGGCCACCGUGAAUCACCGCUGCAGAGAGACCUGGACAUCCCCGAGUGCCGAAGGCAAACUGUGGAGCAGGGCUUGGUCCAGCUCUCCAAUCUGCUCAACAGCAAGCUCUUCCUCACCAAGUUCAUACACACUCUGGAAAUCCAGCGCACUUUCUCUCCAAGAGACCGGGCCUAUGUAGCAUCACUGCUCACUGUGUCACUCCAUGGAAAGCUGGAGUACUUCACUGACAUCCUCAAAACGCUCCUCAAUGACCUUGUUGAGCAGUAUGUGGCCAAAAACCCCAAGCUGAUGCUGCGGAGGACAGAAACAGUAGUGGAGAAGCUGUUAACCAACUGGAUGUCCAUCUGCCUGUAUGCUUUCGUCAGGGACUCUGUAGGGGAGCCACUUUACAUGCUGUUUCGAGGAAUCAAGCACCAGGUGGACAAGGGGCCUGUUGACUGGGUGACAGGAAAAGCCAAGUAUACCCUGAAUGACAACCGCCUCCUGAGAGAGGACCUAGAAUACCGGACCCUGACCUUAAAUGCUUUGACGCAAGCAGGAGUUGCUGCAGGAGGGGCAGAGGACUCGCAAGGGGUUUCUGCCAAAGUGCUGGACUGUGACACCAUAACACAGGUGAAGGAGAAGAUCCUCGAUCAGAUCUAUAAAGGGACGCCCUACUGUCACCGCCCGGACCCGGACACCCUGGACCUCGAGUGGAGAUCGGGGCUGGCAGGUCACCUCAUCCUGUCCGAUGAGGACGUGACAUCUGUUGUCCAAGGAACUUGGAAACGCCUGAACACUCUUCAGCACUACAAGGUGCCUGAUGGAGCAACUGUAGCCCUGGUCCCACGCCUGACCAAGCACAUCCAUAGGGAAAAUCAGGAUUACAUCCCAGGAGAAAAAACUCCAAUGUUGGAGGAUGCAGAUGAAGGUGGAAUAAAACUUUGGCACCUGGUGAAACCAACAGAAGAGCCGGAGCUCCCCAAGCACCGCCGUGGGAGCCUGCGGGACAGGGAGCGAGCCAAGGCCAUCCCAGAGAUCUAUCUGACCCGUCUGCUCUCCAUGAAGGGGACUCUGCAGAAGUUUGUGGAUGACUUGUUCCAGGUGAUCCUCAGCACAAACCGCCCCGUCCCUCUAGCUGUCAAGUACUUCUUUGACCUGCUGGAUGAGCAGGCAAUACAUUAUGGGAUUGCAGACCCUGAGACCAUCCAUAUCUGGAAGACAAACAGCCUACCCCUGCGGUUCUGGAUCAACAUCAUUAAGAACCCUCAGUUUGUCUUCGACGUGCAGACAUCGGAUAACGUCGAUGCUGUGCUCCUGGUCAUUGCACAGACCUUCAUGGACUCCUGUACAAUUGCUGACCAUAAGCUGGGGAGGGACUCUCCAAUCAAUAAGCUGCUUUAUGCCCGGGACAUUCCUCGCUACAAGCAGAUGGUGGAAAGGUAUUAUGCAGACAUUCGUCAAACCAUCUCUGCCAGCGAUCAGGAGAUGAAUUCUGCCCUGGCUGAGCUGUCACGGAAUUACUCAGGUGACCUCAAUUCCCUGGUGGCUCUACAUGAAUUGUACAAAUACAUCAAUAAGUACUAUGACCAGAUCAUUACUGCCUUGGAAGAAGACCCAACGGCGCAGAAGAUGCAGCUUGGCUAUAGACUGCAACAGAUUGCAGCAGCUGUGGAGAAUAAAGUCACAGAUUUGUGACACGCACAGUCAGACUGACGCUCUCACCUGGCUCGACAGGGACAGUGCUCGUCCUAGCUAUACACAAGGUGUCCUGCUGCCAUUGGAACCAGGCUCUCCAGGGAACCAGCGGGUGACGUGAACAGGGACGGCCGAGGCAGUACAAAGUACAAGCGUCCUUGCAUCUCAGAGAAUAUUUUUUUACAGUUUUCUCUUUUUAAAAGCAAAACAAAAAAGAACUUGUGACUUCCUCUGACCCGGAAUGUCAGGGAGACCAGACAGCUCCUUCCUACAGAUGUCUUAUGAAUGUGCCAAGUUUCCAAACCACGUUGUUGAAGAGCCAGGUGACGAUGCCAAGCACCACGUCCAUGGAGACCUCGACCUCGGCCGCCGGUGCUGAGGACUCCCCUGCUGCAGCCGCUGGCUUUAGCGCUGCAGCUGUGAGCAGCUGUGGUGCCCCAGCAGGCUGGCCAGCGGGGAGCCCGCAGCUCGGCUACUUCCCUGCAGCCUCUCUCCGGACCAGGAGGGACACAGGAACCCGUUCCCAGGCUGCUGGCUGGGCUUACCUCUCUGUAGACCCGUACAGACUGUAUGGACUAGUGAGUACAACGACCGUACGCCACCUGAGAAAUGUCCUUGUGGAAAUGUUCCCUCUGCUUGUGGAUGCUGGCUGUGGAAAGAGAGGGAGUGCUGGCAAAGGACGUUGCUCCCGCACGUUCUGGUCUCUGACAGCUUGUGUGCGAAGCCUGCUUGGAUGGGACGCGUUCACAAGCAUGGGUGCUUGCCCAGAGACCUGGAUGCCGCACGCCUGCCCUCUCGCUCAGGACAGUUUUGGCGUGUGAGGCGGAGGCUGCCUGGCCCGCCUCGGUCUCCACUGACCCCGCUCUGGUUCCGUCUCCCUGGUUCCCUGUGGCCAGAAGCUGCCCUGCUCCUCAGAAAGCACAACAAAUGCCUUGUGCCACUUCCCCUCCCUUUGGUGUCUAGCUGUUCUGCUGCUCUAAACUGGACUUGUAAAUACCCUCGGAAAGAUAAUGUAUUUAAAUGCUAAAGGAGAAUGUUUAACUUUGUGGCUUUGAGACAAAGCUUUUCCUGGAGAAGCAUCUCUGUGCACUUCUACUGACAAACGUCUGUCAGCACUGGAGCAAAGUUUUCUCCACUGCUUUGUCUGCAGGGAUAACUCUCAGAUGUGUCCGUUGUCGUAACAGCCGCUCGCUUUCUCCACAGCUCGGUCCCAGGCUUAGCUCUGUCCUUAGGCUUGCUCUUAGGCUUGCUUUACCUUAUCCACAAGUUCACUUCUCAAACUCUGCAGCCGUGGUGCAUGGAAGGAUGGGUUGGCGAGCUGUGAACUCAAGCUACGAAGCACAACU